Culex pipiens pallens (northern house mosquito) is the source of this 3300-nucleotide messenger RNA. RefSeq names its product 40S ribosomal protein S3-like. The annotation marks the transcript as partial. Gene Ontology annotation, molecular function: structural constituent of ribosome. NCBI's taxonomy places the organism in Eukaryota, Metazoa, Arthropoda, Insecta, Diptera, Culicidae. Gene Ontology annotation, biological process: positive regulation of apoptotic signaling pathway; translation. The record is from RefSeq and is a predicted model, not a curated record. The transcript has a single exon. Gene Ontology annotation, cellular component: cytosolic small ribosomal subunit; nucleus.
UUUAUCCACCGCAUCCUGGAGCUGAACGCCGAGAAGGUCGCUACGCGCAGUUUAUGCACCAUCGCCCAGGCUGAGUCGCUGUGCUACAAGCUGAUCGGAGGUCUGGCCGUGCGUCGUGCCUGCUACGGUGUGCUGCGCUUCAUCAUGGAGUCCUGCGCCAAGGGUUACGAGGUUGUCGUGUCCGGAAAGCUGCGCGGUCAGUGUUCCAAGUCGAUGAAGUCCGUCGACGGAAUGAUGAUCCAUUCCGACAAUCCGUGCAAAGAGUACUCCGCCACGGCCACGCCGCUGCGCCAGGGAGAGCUCGGAAUCCAGGUCAAGAUUAUGCUGCCGUGGGACCCGAACGGCUACAUCGGCCCCAAGGAGCCGCUGUCGGACAACGUGGAAAUGGUGGAGCCCAAGGACGAGAUCAUGUACAACACGCCCUGCAGCGAACCCAAGAACAAGCCGUCGGCGCUGAAGUUGGGAGCCGGUCGAACCGUCGAGGUAGUUGAAUGUCCAAGAUAAUAUUAGUGUGAUGAGUUGAUACGAGUCCAAGAUCCACAAUCUGUCCCUCUCAGCUAACGAUAAAUGACAAGCUUGAGCCGGAUGGUGGCCCGAUCAGAAAAAAAUACAAAUGUUUGCGUCAUAUAAAUAAAAUAAAUGAAAUUUUCAUCAACCAAGCACAUAACAAUGUGCAGAUCGCAAAAUUUAGUAGAAUGGAUUUUCCGAAAAAUUGUGCCGUUCUGGAGCUUUGGAAGAGUUGUUGGAAAUGGAAAGGAGCAACUUUUAGCUUGGUUGAAAAUGAGGGUGGUUACCGAUUAAAAAAAACAUAUAUAUAUACAGCAAUUUCAUUUGAAAAGAGCCUAAACCGAAAAAAAAGUUCUCCGAUCGGGCUCAAAAUUUUUCUGGGGGUUCCUUGGCCAAAAUAAUUAGACCCGUAUUUUUUUGUUUGCCCAUUAGGGUGACCUACGCCAUGUUAGGGUGGUCUGAAAAAUGGCCAUUUUCGUCAUUUUUUACAAAAACCUCUUUUUUCGAAAAAUCAUAUCUCCGCGCCAUUUCAUCCGAUUUUAGCUGUCUUAGACGCAAAAGACACAUGUAAACUCAAAAUAUGACCAAAAAAAGAUUUUGCGACACUUUGGGUCAAUUCUGAGGGCAGAUUCAGAUUCAGCGGGCAAAAUUACAUGGAAAAACAUAUAUUUGGACAAUUUUUGAAAUUCGUUAGGGUGGUCCCAUAAGGUUUUCCCUUGAAAAUUAGCCUUUUUCAAAUGAAGAUAUCUCGAGUUUAAAGAAAAACACCCCUGGGAUUUUUUCAGCGUUAAUAGUGCUGGAGCUCUUCUUUCAAAUGCAACCUAGUGCUUAAAAUUUGGCUUGCGCCUUUUCGAGAUAUUUAAGUUUUAAAUUUGCAUCUUUUUUACCUUAAAAUGGUUGUAACUUUUGACCCUUAAGUCCAAAUUGACCUGUCAAAAAAUAAAAUUGUUUGUUUUUUAGAGUUCUAAAAGUGCCCCCAACGUCACUUUUCUCUAAAACUUAACCCUGAAUUGCCACAUUAAAAAAACUGAUUUUUGAAGGUUUACUUAGAUGCUUUCUAUUAAUUUGGUCGUAGAAGGCGUAGAUUACGAGAUAAAAUUUCGGUGUCUUCGACAAAGUUGCUUGGUUUGGCAAGCUCAACAACUUUCUAGAAGACAAAAAAAUUCCCAAAAAUAUUCCUGAAAAGUUAGAUUUUCAAAAUCACCCUAAUAGUGAACCACCCUAAUUUUCAACAAAACCAAAAGUUGCCCCUUUCCAUUUGCAACAACUCUUCUGAAGACACCAAAGCUCCAAAACUUCACCAUUUUUCGGAAAAUCCGUUUUCCACUUAAUUUUGCGAUCUGGACCACUGUCCAAUGUCUGUCGGGUUGUGGCCAGUCCGUACAAAAUGUCAAUUUUCGUAAUUUUCAUAUGUGAUAUUGAAAAUCGUGAAUUUUGACACCAAUAUUGCCCAUAUUCAUACGGUGCCCCAAUGUCCGCUCAAUGGAACAUCUCCGGGGGAACCCGGACCAAUUCGGAUUGUGGCCAGUCCACUCACAAUUUCCAUUUUCUUAAUGUUCACACUUGAUUUUGAAAAUCGUGAAGUUUGACACCUAUAUUGCCCAUAUUCAUACGGUUCCGCCAAUUUUCGCUCAAUGGAACAUCCCCGCGGGAACCCGGACCAAUUCGGAUUGUGGCCAGUCCACUCACAAUUUCCCCCGGUGGGGUUGGCAGUGACUAUAUUACCAACCCGUUUUAUCAACGACCGGUGUGGGAAGGGUGACUAAACUAAAAUAGUACCUAGUGCUGUGGGUGAACAAAAUAGUCACUCAGUUAUGUGCGCACCGGUGGAGAUGCUCUUAAAAGACGAAAAAUUGCACCUUCCGACGAAAUAAUAAACAUUUUAAGAGUAAAAUAUGUUAGGAUCAAUUUUCAGCAGCAAUUCGUCUAAAACAGAUGUAAAAUUACACAUUCCUUUUUUAAACAUUCCAUUUUAAAGCUUCCAUUUUUACACAAUUUUUUGCUGUGUUUAAUUAAAACAGGUGAAAAGCUCUGAACGUUUGAUGGUUGAGCUUAAGGUGUAACGGGCCAUCAUCAAAUAUGGCGAAACCCCGUCCCGUUCUACGUUAAUGAUGAUUGUUUCCCGAUCCACCUUAUUGUGUGACAAAUAGAAAUUUUUCUGAAAAUCGUGUAUUCCUCGCACUUAUGAUUAGCUUAAAAAUAUAGAAAAAUAAUCACUACGUACAAAACUACCACGGGAAAACGGCUAAACAUAUGGUAGCCUCAAAAAGCUUUUAUUUUUGAAAAUUUAGCCUAUUUUUGCAAAGAAAAUUUUCACCAUACAAAAAUACGCGCACUUUAAAACACUCACCUUAAUAAAUCGAUAAUCACUGGACGUGCUGCACACAGGAGGACCAGCCAAUUACGGCCAAACACUUCAAAACGCGAUAUUUUAGCGAAAUUUAGAAUCGAAUUAUGCGAAAAUUGGAAUUUUUCGCGAGUUUUUUUUUUCUGUAUUCAGACACCCUUCAACACAACUAUAAGUCACACUGAUAUUGGUUGUCAUCAAGAAUGUUGUUGCCAGAGGUUUUAAAUCAAAUUUAAAUCAAAUUAAAUAAUAAGGUAUUCUUGUUCGAUUCUUUGCCUCGUACUGAUGUAAAAUAUUGAAACAAUUGAUUAAUCCACCGCAUCCUGGAGCUGAACGCCGUCGUGAAGAAGCGAUUCGUCGAGUUGAACGCCGAGAAGGUCGCUACGCGCAGUUUAUGCACCAUCGCCCAGGCUGAGUCGCUGUGCUACAAGCUGAUCGGAGGUCUG